Messenger RNA from Haliotis rufescens (red abalone), 1347 nucleotides. RefSeq lists its product as uncharacterized. The coding region runs from base 143 to 865 and encodes 240 amino acids. NCBI's taxonomy places the organism in Eukaryota, Metazoa, Mollusca, Gastropoda, Lepetellida, Haliotidae. Gene Ontology annotation, biological process: cell surface receptor protein tyrosine kinase signaling pathway; positive regulation of MAPK cascade. The record is from RefSeq and is a predicted model, not a curated record. The transcript has 2 exons. Gene Ontology annotation, cellular component: cytoplasm.
UUAUUGAGCGUUCACUUGCCAGCUUGACUGUCGUGGACCAGAUUCCUUUGCAACAGCGUAUUACAGUGAGAAGGCUCACAUUCAGAAUAACAUAAGGUUAAAUUUAUUCUUCUGUUUGUGACAAUCUCGAUUAUUUUGUGUUAUGGCUGAUCCGGGUCUAAUGUUCAGAGUUGACAUCAGUGGAGAAGAGGAGACAUCAAGAAGAUGCCAGUUGAAGGGAAGGUACAUCUUUGGGGUGAAGAACUCAAGUUUGUGCCUGUACGACAUCACAUCCAACCACGUUCUUUAUGAAUGGCCGUACGUUUACAUCCGAAGAUUUGGGAAAAAGAGGAAGGCAUUCUAUUUUGAAGCAGGACGAAGAUGUACAUCUGGUGAAGGUGUUUUCACUUUGGAAACAGAACAAAAUAUUCAAAUUUUUCAUGCUGCUAAAGAAAAAACGACAUGGAAAGCAGCCAAAGAACAUGCUGUAUUGUCAGGGGACAUAUUGGACGGAUGUGCUCACAUUCCAACUGACAAGAAUCUGGGCACUGUGGAACAGAAAUCUGUCGGAGCUGACGAAAGUGAUCACACGUACGUGAACAUCAGCAGUGCGAUAAAGGGACGAGGCCUUGGGGGACUUCACGAGGAUAAGGUUGUCGGUGUUUACAGUGAACCAGACAUCACGGGGACAUACUUAACGGCAGUUCCAGGGAAAAUCACGGGGACAUACUUAACGGCAGUUCCAGGGAAAAUCACGGGGACAUACUUAACGGCAGUUCCGGGGAAACAGGAGUACCGAAGAGCAAUUUCAAAUGAUGACACCCGUGGUGUGAUCUCUUCCCAAUCGGAUAUGGACCACAUUUACAGCGAACCGUACAGCACAUAGACUGUGGUAAAUAACGAAUGGUUCUCUUGAUGAAACAACACUGGCAUGUUUUCAUAUGAGAAACGUUGUGGGAAGUUAUAUCAGUAAACAGUUGGAACGGGUGACACAGUCGUCUAAGAUGAAUUGCGAGACAGAGGGGAAUACUUAAUCAUGCUGGACUGGCACUGAUCUUGUUGACAUAUUUACUGGUUGCUUGGAAAGACAUUAUGGUUUCACUAUAGACGAGCUUUUAUGGGUCUAAUCCUUAAUGAGUCUAAAUUGAAGUAUUUGCUGAAUGUUCAAUUCAAUUCGGUUUAUUUCGUAAGUGUAGGCCAUCGGCCCAUAGUUACAUUUGUAUUACAAUGAACGUGAUGUACACAGCUGUUAUUGUUGUGACAAUAAUGUACUACGAAGUGACAUCGCUUGAUAGAUAUAGAUAGCUAGACGUUCAAUUAAUUUACAAUCAGUUGUAGACAUAAUGAUAUUAAAUUUUUGUAUGGUCG